Molecule: messenger RNA, 8120 nt
Organism: Xyrichtys novacula (pearly razorfish)
Lineage: Eukaryota; Metazoa; Chordata; Actinopteri; Labriformes; Labridae
Source: the annotation of a GenBank genome assembly
AUGGAGCUGUGCGGUCCCAACAUGAGCGAGGGUGGCGGCUCUCUGUGCCAGGUGAAGCAGCUCCCCCGCCACACCGUCCCCCUCUGUCGCCUGCAGGCCGGGGGACACCAAAUGCACAACUCCCCUCACCUCACCCAACAGCCCUGGGUCAACCACCCGGCCCCGGCGAUCGCCUCCAGCCCCCCUGUGACCGUCCGCCACAGGGUGAACGGCGCCAUGGCGUCCAGCUGCAGCAGCCCGGAGUGUGCGGCCUCCAGAGUGGGAGAGGAGGCAGGUCUGGCUCAGGGGGGCUCAGCAGGGAAGGUGGUGGUGACGGGGGGAGGGGGGUACUUUGGUUUCAGGCUAGGGAGAGAGCUGGCCAGUCAGGGGAUGACAGUGAUCCUCCUGGACAUGAGGAAGCCCCCCUGUGAAAUUCCGGAAGGAGCUUUCUUCUACCAGGUAUCUACUGCGUCUCCUCACCGCACCACUACAACCGAAAAUUAAAUAAAAUGCAGAAAUUACAGGAAGGCCUUUGGAGCGUGCAGGUUUGCAGGAUUUUUGAGUUCAAACCCAACAGCUCUCCUUCUCCUCGCGCCGCUCCACACAGACUUGAAAACCGAGUCUAGUGUGUCAGAGCUUCAGUCGGUGUCAGUGGGUUUCCUCUGGUCAGUCUGCAUGCUGGCUGGAAACAGACACAGGUGAGUGAUCCACGUCUGAGCGCCAGCUGCUGACUGGGUCACAGAGGGUGGAGACAUGAUUCAGGUUUCACCUGCGGGCCUCGUGGCACACUUACCUUAAUUAUACGUGUCCUCUAAUGGGAUCUUUGUUGACUCACUUCGCCUCAUAGACUCGGUCAGAAAACUUACAUGUCUGGACAUGAAUAAUUUGUAAAUCUAAGAGAUAAACCGUGAAACAGCUUUUCUAUCAUCUCAUAUUGACUGAGUGAGUGUUUUGAGUUUGUAAAAUUAAAGCGAGGUCAUUUUUAUUUCUGUUUUUUUUUUAACAGAGUGACAUUAGGGACUAUCCUUCACUCAACAAAGUGUGUGAAGGUGUCGACUGUAUAUUCCACACGGCCUCUUACGGCAUGUCCGGACCAGAACAGGUGACCCUCCUGCAUUUCUUAUUCAGCUGAUUUUCAACACUGAAUUAUUGACAGAGACAGAUAAACGAGGUGAUGGACUGAGGUCAACACAGACGGUUUGUUUUAGUGGGAAAAUAAAAUAAAAAACAGUUAGUUUUAUUAUCAGAUAUUUACAGUCUCCAGGUCACCAGGUUAGGGCAGGGAUGGCUGACAACAAAGAGCUACAGGUUGGAUUUAAUGAUGACCUGCUGCUUAAAUGCAUGAAAAGAUGUAAAGAAACGUCAGUAUCUGAGUUUGUGGUGAAGAAGUGACAUUUUUUCUUCUCGUCUUUCUUUGUUUCUGCCAGUUAGAGAAAGAUCAAGUUGAGUCAGUCAAUGUUGGAGGGACGAUUAAUGUCAUAAAUGGUAAGAGAUGUAUUAAUGAGUUUUGAAAUUUGAUUUAAUUUGACUUUUCAUUUGAUUUCUUAACAUUUGAUUUUUUAAUAAUCAUUUACUCACUUUAAAUUGAAUAAAGCUCUCGUAAACAUAUUGUCAUCAAGCAAUCGUCCCUUUUCUGAUAGUUUAUGGUAUGACCCAUAUUCAUUCACAUAAAAUAAGAGUAAAACUGUUGGAUGUUGAGUUGACUCUCCUGCUGGAUCGUCUCUGUUUCAGUGUGUAAGGAGAGGAGCAUCCCCAGGCUGGUCUACACCAGCACCAUCAACGUGGUGUUUGCAGGGAAACCAAUAGACGAGGGUGAUGAGGCCUCCGUGCCGUACGUUCCUCCUGAUGCAGUGAGUAAAAAAGUAUAAAUAUAAAUGAACUAUAUCAACUGAGAUGCUCCACAGAGAUAUUCUGACAAGAGUCGCAUCCACCUGUUAAAAGCUUUCACUCACUUUUAGUCCUGCAGAGAGUCUUAUAACAAAACCAUGUUCCUUUUUGUGUCGCAGCACAUCGACCACUACUCAAGGACUAAAUCGAUGGCAGAGCAGAUGGUCCUCUCUGCUAACGGCUGCAUCCUGAAAGGUGAGAAACAAACAGACGUGCUCUCCUGACAUUUUUCAGAUCGUUUAAGGACAUUCAGGUCCUGAUAUUUUGAAGAACUUUACUCAGAUACUUAUCAGCAGGAGAUUUUCACUGUUAGGCGUGCUCUCAGGUUAAACAGGUGACCUGAAUUUUUCCAGAAUUUUACUUUUUAGGUCGUUUUGUGAACAUGACCAAGAAUUUACAAGAAUAAAGAGAUAAAAUUGGAAGAUUAAGUUCUAUAUUCAUGAGAAAACAGUCAUAAUCAUCGUCUACAGUGUGCCAACAGAGCAGCCAUUUACAAAAUGAUGAACUUGGAGCAUCUCGUGGCAUCGUACUUUUGUUCAGGUUUCAUAAUCAACUGACUAUCAAAGCUUUUAGUCUCUUUCUGAAUCGAUUUCACAAGAAGCUGAACUUAUUCUGAGAAACAGGUGGUCAGAGGACACUUCUGCAAACACUGGUGGUCCUCAGCCGUUCAGUGCAAGCACCUCUGAUAUCACUGUGAUACACAUUAACCUUCAAUUAUGACUUCUGUCUCAUAAAACAACCUACAAUUUUAAUCCUUUGAACUUGUAAAUUUAUAACUUUUUUCUUGUGCAUUUACUCAUAAUUGUUGUAUUUUCUUGAAUCUUUAAGUGGUCCUAAUCAUUUCUUUGUGCAUCGAGUCAGUCCUGACUUCUCGCACGAAUUUUUCCACAAAGUUUGGGUAAAUAAUCCGUCCAUUCGCAGCUUCUUGAUUUACUAUUUUUUAUGCCUGAUCAGUAUUUUCUCAGAAUUCUCAUUUCAAAGUCAGACAAAUCCAUACCUAUUAAAGAAGUUUUCAGCGUCCCUCGUGCUCUUCUGUGGAUUUUCCAUCAGUAGGAGAUUACCACGAUUGCUACUGCAUCUGUGUAAAGCAAACAGAGGCAUCGGUUGCCAUAGAAACUAGAGCUGCAGUGAUGCAAGUUUAAGUAAAGAGCGUGACAGACCAGUGUGAGUAUGUUGUGCAGCAGUCCCAUGCACUUUGAUUCAUACAUAAAAGCGUUCGAACCAUUUUCAAUCACAAACGUGUUUUUAAUUAUUAGAUUAUAUUUAAAAAAUAAGGCGAGAUAAGGCAGCUGAGACGAGAGGACUGGCGCUAACACACAACAACAUAUCGUACAGAAAUAAGGACAAGAGAGUCUGGUGUGUGAGGGAGUGUAAGGGCACUUAAACAGAGCGGGGCACACCUCACACAGGCACUUUGAGGUCACUUAUGAGCGACACAAAGAUAACAGACACACAUGAAAACAUAACGGCACGAAGAAACAGCGUGAAAAAGUUUUCAGCUCUCCACAUAGAGACACAAAGUUUCCCUGAGCCAGUGUAACCAAACUCCCUCCAUCAGCAGCCGUCUACUUAUACAUUCAAUUAAGCCUCCAGCUGGGACCUGUAUCAUUAUAUACUGCAGGUCUAAGUUCAGGUAUCUGCUACACAAGGAUGAGGUAGAUGCCUGAGGAUCCUGCCGCUGACGUAAAGUUCGUCUCAUGAUACGUUCUGUUAAUUAAGUUUUUUGUGUUCCUGUUCCCCGGUAGUCUUGUCUUGUCACUUUUCAGUGUUUCCUGUUUUAUUUUGUAGUAGUCCAUCCUUGUGUGUAUAUUCUGGUUUUACUUCAAAUGCUUCUAAUCUGAAUAAAACUUGGUGAAUGUAUACGCAUGUCAUGAUCGGAUUAUUUGAUUUUGCGCCCAUGUAAACAGCGGAUUCAGAUUUUCUGAUCCCUCAAAUCUUUAAUCGGAUUAAGAAAUUUUGCCCAUGUAAACGAGGAUUCUCUCAAAAAGAACCAACCAAAACACUUGGGAAAAAAACACACACAGAAUAUAAACUCAGUAUAACAAAAACUGAAGGGAAAAGCUUAAUUAAUGGAACAUAUCAUGACAGUUCGCUCCUGUAUAUGUUAUGCUUUAUGAAUAAUGUCAUGUCCUGAAGGUGGCGGUCUACUUCGAACCUGCGUCCUGCGGCCUUGUGGGAUCUACGGACCAGAAGAGAGGAGACACCUUCACAGAGUGAUGGUGAGAGAUAAACACACACGUAUAUAAAUGUAUAAAGAGUGAGUGAGUAUGAGAGAGAGAGAGAGAGUCGUGGGCUAUAGAUAGACGUCUUUUGUGUCGGUGCUGGAAAAAGAAAAGUAUACAUCCUGCAGCGUCUGAAUUGCAGAAUGUGUAUCUGCCUGCAGAGUUUACAUUAUUGAUAAAGCUCUCCAGAGAUCUAGUUUCAGGCACCUGUUCACCCAGUCUGCCCUUUAUAGGCAGCAGAGCAGGCUGCUGACACGCUGUAUGCUGUUGAUAUGUUCCGGGUUCACUGUCGGCCAAGUUGCCAACAUGUAUAUUACAUUUUUGAAUAAUGUAUAACAGCUCACAGCCUGUAGUUUUAUAGGAGUGUGCAGCAAAUAUGUUAAAGUUAGUGAGUGAUUUCUAACUUUCCAUUAACUGUAAAGUCCAUUUUUGUCCUUCCUCUCUCCGUCCCUCAGGUGAACGUGGAGCAGCGGUUAUUUACCUUCAGGUUUGGGGACCCCCGCGCCAGGAUGAACUGGGUGCACGUGGAUAACCUGGUGAAGGCCCACACGCUGGCAGCCGAGGCGCUCACGCUGCAGAGGAGCUGCGUCGCUGUGAGUCAGGACGAACGUCAUCUAAACCAACUCGAAAACAAGAUAAUCGUCCAACACUUGCGUCCUCUAUCGCCUUUAUUUUCUGAAUGAAGACAGUGAAGGGUGACGCGCUGUUUUGUUUUGCAGAGUGGACAAACUUAUUUCAUCAACGAUGGCAUUUCAGUCAAUCUCUUUGAGUGGUUGACCCCACUGGUGAGUUUUAUGAAGUCAGGGAUUUUAAAGGCGUGAUAUAGUUUAUUUUAGUGUUACUGAUGAAAGACGAUAUGUGUCACAAAUAAGUCACAGAGUUGCAUUUGGGAAUAUAUUUCAGGAACUUAGAGACGCUCUCACCUGCUUUGCUGUCAUUGCACAGAUUGCAGGACAGGAUUUUGACCCUUAACUCUCAUUAUUUCCCGACUCUUGAUAGAAAUUCACAUUUUUGCCACAGUGUCAACAGGCAAAGGUGAAAUAUGCCGCUUUUUUUUAAUUUUAGUAAAUUUAAGGAGCGUGAGCAGAGUUAGGUAUCUAACAUGGUGGGCUUUAAUUGUAAAAAAAACAGCUAUUGUUUGUUUUUGUUUUAAAAAUACUCAGAAAUACAGAGUGUGUGUUUAUCUGCAGCUGUAAAUACUCCACAACAUGUACAGUUUUUAAUAUUUUUGUGCAUUUCCCCCCUAAAAUACAGGUAUUUCCUGUUAUUGAUUCAAAAAUGAAGUGUACACUAAAACAUUUGUUUCUGUUUCAUGUUAUUUUUGCAGUUUGAAAAGCUAGGAUACAGCAGACCCUCGAUAAACCUGCCCGUAUCACUCGUCUACUCAGCAGGUAUCGUCAUCUCCUUUCUUUAAAAUCCCCACACCUCUGACGUAUUCCUUUCAUCGCGUUUCUUAACAAAACUUGUAUUUUUCCCUCUUUAUUCAGCGAUCCUGGUGGAAUAUUUGCACAUAUUUCUGAGACCCGUUAUCGAAGUGCCCCUCCUCUUUACCAGAAGUGAGGUAAGUGUGCCACCUCUGAAUCCAAACUUGAUAUUUUCUCUCACCACAGGCCGCUGCUCCUGUCUGACCUGUCUGAACUAAGUGUGAGAUGCAUUAUGGAUUAGGUGUCUAUAGUGUGGAGCUGUGUGUGAAUGUAUGCGUGCACAUGUACCUGCCUAAUUGAAAGUACGGGGAUAAGUUACCUACUCUCAGAUGAGCGGAUUCUUGUUUAAGUCUCGACACUGAAGACAGACUUCAUUAGGACAGGUAUUUUCCUAUCCUCCCUACCCCUCUCUCUCUCUCUCUCUCUCCUGAUGUUAUCUCUCAUCCAUUAAUUAUAGAAAAUGAAAGUAAGCCUCAGGGAAUUCAGAAAUAGCUGUAAAUUAUAAAACCAGCAGAAGCACUACAGCAUGUCUGCUCUGCCUUUGAAAAACAGAAAAAGUCUGAUGUGUCAGAUUCGAGGGCGGUUGGUUGUAAUCCUGUCCGGGGGAGGCCUUCGUCGUACAUCUUAAGGAGCCUCCGUCGUCCUGGCCGCUAAGGUCCUCAUGAAUGUGUGAUGAGGCAGAAACCAAAGCUGAGCCCGUGGGCCUGCACCUGCAGCUCACUCUGUCAGACAGCUGCUGCUCGGGGGAUCGAUGAACGCCCCAUGAAUAAAACAUCAACGGUGAUGGGUCAGAACAGGAAGUUCAGGAGGAGUUUUGCAGGAAGUGAAUUCAGUACAGUGGCUGUUGCCAUGGUGAAUAUAAAACAACGAAUCUACUUUUAAUCAGCAGCUGGAAAUCAUCCUGAAUAGAUCAAGUAUUUAUUUCUGUUUGAAUGAGAUGAAUGAAUUCUUCUCAGAGGUCAUAGUUUUACAUUCUGAUGCCUGUUCCUGCAUUAUCUUACCGCCUGGGUGUUCGGUGUCGGCAUGUAGAGUACACAUGAGGACAGGAGAGGGAGGAGAUGAGUUCCUCGAAGCAGUUUUUCAGCUUUUCAGUUUCUCACGUUUCUCCUUCUACGUCAAACCGCUUCAUUCGGCACACGCCUUUUAUGAAACAUCCCUGAAGCUCUGCGGUAUGACUCAUGACGAAUCGCUGUACCAGUUUAUCAUCAUAGUUGAGAAGCCUCACAAUCACACACGGCUGAAUCCUGCUCAUCCUGUCUGACCUGAAGAUUAUCCUGAUAUAACUUUGCCUCUUUACCGUCCGGUUGUUGCACGCUUUCUUUUUGGAUGUAUGUUUAUUAAAUUUUUCCAGAAACAAAAAAGAACACAUGAUAAAUAAAAAGCAAGAGAUUCAGGGGUCAUCUUAUAUGAAUAAAAUAGGUAAGUACAAUAAAAGUGAAAUAAAUCAAGUGCAUAAUAGGUUCAUAUAUUCAAAGAAAGGUACAUAGAAGCAAGAGCAUUAAUGAAAUAAGACGUCAUUUUUUAAGGCGGCAUGUUCAAAGCUAUGAUAGAAACCCUCUCGUGAAAAUGGUAAAGAUAUUUAAACCAACAUAUGACAGAAAGAGCUCCCAAGUUUUACGGAACAUGUCAUCUUUGCUGUGUAGUUUACAUGUCAGAUAGUCCAAUGCAACAUAUUUAAGAGUCACCCUUUGCCACUGAGCCUUGGAUGGGACUAUAUCCACUAUCCAGUUUAAGAGAAUACACUUUCUAGAGCAGAACGCAAGUGUUCGAUGGAGUUUCCUUCUAAAUUUAUCAGUGAUGGACAGAUCAAAUAUGCCAAGUAGCAGACAUAAAGGAUUAUUAUUUGUCUUAGUUGAUAGAAUCUUAUUGAUUUCUUGUUCAAUGACUUGCCAGAACUGUUGUAUUUUCCAGCAAUACCACAAACAAUUUCUAUUUUACAUUUGGGGCACAGUGGAGAUGAAUUAGAAUUAAAUUUAUGACGCUAGGAAGGAGAAAUAUGAACACUCAGCGUUUUGUGCUCUUCCUUGCAUACUUUCUGACUUUCCCUCUCUUUUGAUGGCACUCAGAUUUAUAUUCUGUCAUUCCUACUGAGGAUAACAGUCUUCAGAUAUAUCUUGAUGAAAUAAUUGGUGAAAUAAUUCCCUAUAGAAGCCAUAUGCCUGCUUUAAACUGAACUUUUACUAACAAAAACUCUCCGUCUUUUAUUACAGGUGAGGAACAUAGCGGUGAACCACACCUUUAAGAUUGAUAAGGCCCGUCAAGAGCUGGGUUACUGUCCAAAGUCCUACGACCUAGCGGACUCCGUGGAGCAGUACCUGAAGUCCAGACAGCUGAGCGCUAACUCACCUCCACUCAGACCCUCCUGGAUCUCCCAGCUCCCCCGGCACCUCAUUCUGCUGCUGCUCGUGGUUUUCAGCCUAGUUUUACUGAUGCUAUCCUGCCUCCUCUGUCAGGACUGAACAGUUCUCAGUGGAAAUUAUUGACUAGAUGGACAUCAAAACUAAUUUACUUGUUUUUUUUUUCUUUUUAAAGAAAACUGUCUGGCUGAGAUGCAUCAAAAAAGCCAUGCAUCAUGUUGUUUUUGUCCAGUAGUCAUGUUAAAUUUCCU